AUACGUAAGAUAAGCGUAAGUAAAGCCACAAUUGAAAAGCUGUCAGUGUAUCUUGAAUAAAAAUGACUACGAACAAAGUUACGACUAAUGAAAAACCUCUUGGUGUGGAAUUUAUAAUCGCUGGUCUAGCGGGCAUCGGCACAGGUCUACUGACAAAUCCGGCAGAUGUAUUAAAAACACGUCUUCAGCUGCAAGGUGAACUCGAGGCACCAAGUAACUAUCGCAAGACCUAUAAUGGGACUAUCCAUGCCGUCCGUACCAUUGUUCGAAACGAAGGUCUCAUGGCUCUUCAGGCUGGACUGGCACCAGUUUUGGGUCUGCAAAUCAUCAUCAAUGGAGUCAGAUUAGGCUCGUAUCACUUUGCCAAGCGCUGUGGACUGACUGUUAAUGAAGCUGGAGAUACGAAUGUGUUGAGAACUGCAGCAUUAUCAGGUGUUGCUGGGUCUACCGCCGUUAUCAUAGGCAGUCCACUUUAUUUGGCCAAAGUGAGACUGCAAGCUCACGUACACGAAAAAAGCUUGCAAGCUUUCAAUGCCCGAACGAUCAUAAAGUCGCUGUGGCAGGAGGGUGGCUUCCAAAGCUUAUACACAGGAUGGAACGCCAAUGUGCCAAGGCUCUUCGUCGGCUCCGCCGUACAAUUAACGACUUUUGGCUUGAUUACUGAUUGGCUCAAAACAAUCGAGGACUUCUCAAGACGACCAAUACUCGCGACUUUUGUAGCUUCGGUUAUCAGCGGCAUUUUUCUCGUCGCAACCAUCCACCCCUUCGAUGUCAUGGCUACUAGAAUUUAUAAUCAGAAGACUAAUAGUCGAGGACAAGGUGCUCUAUACAAUGGAAUGUUAGAUGCACUAUCUAAGAUCUUUCGGACCGAAGGUUUUUCAGGACUAUACAAGGGGGUGAUUCCGAAUUAUUUGAGAUUAGCGCCUUACGUCGUCAUCACUCAAGUCAUCUAUGAGAAGAUCGCACUGGUCUACACGAGUUUCGAUAAUGAGGAUAGAAUUGGUGAAGAGAUGGCCAACAGUAAACCAAAUGCUGUACCAACCAGUGAAAAACCGCCAGGUGUCGAGUUUGCAAUAGGUGCCUUAGCGGCUGUCGGAGCAGGAUUUUUCACAAAUCCAAUCGACGUCGUCAAAAUUCGCCUACAACUACAAGGUGAACUGGAGGCCCGAGGUUCUUAUCAAAAAAUCUACCGCAACACUUUCCACGCAGCAUAUCAGAUAGCCCGUCACGAGGGUAUUUUUGCUCUUCAGUCAGGAAUUGUUACGGCUCUAGGUUUCCAGGUAGUAUUGAAUGGUACACGAUUGGGUUCUUACAACCUGGCCAAGAGGUACGGAUUAACUCUCAAUGCGAAUGGCGAGACGAAUGUCGUGAAGACGGUUCUGGUAUCUGGAAUUGCCGGAUCUGUUGGUGCUAUUAUUGGGAGUCCGUUGUACUUGGUGAAGACGCAGCUGCAAUCGCAAUCAGCGCGAAGCAUAGCCGUGGGUCACCAGCACAACCAUACCGGCACCUGGUCAGCUUUCAAAUCACUCUGGAAUGAGGAUGGAGUUCGAGGUUUAUAUCGUGGUUGGUACGCCAACAUCCCUCGAGUCUUUGUAGGCUCGGCUACUCAGCUUACCGCCUUCGGACUUUUUGCCGACUGGCUUAGGCCUAUGGAGGUGUUCAAAGACAAGCCGAUAUUCAUGACUUUCGUGGCAUCUCUUCUUGGCGGCAGCUGCGUUGCUUUCACCAUGCAGCCUUUCGACGUCGUUGCCACCCGUUUGUACAAUCAAGGUAUAGAUGCUAAAGGCAAAGGAGUUCUCUACAACGGGCUAUUCGACGCUCUUUACAAGAUAUUCAGAACCGAGGGUGUCUUCGGAUUGUACAAAGGCGUCUUCCCAACUUGGCUAAGAAUAGCACCGCACACAGUGCUAUGUUUGGUAUUUUACGAGAAGAUCGCAAGGUUCUAUGGGGAGUUGGAAAAAUGAAAACUUUUCUUUUAGAUCACAGGUGCCUAACAUAAUCUCAGAUGAUUCUAGACGCAAUUAAUUUUAAUUUAUUUGCGACGAUGCAUUGUGCAGAAACAGUGUAAAACAUCAAUAACUCGAUUGAUCUUGUGCAAUACGGCCUGCGGCAGUCCGCAAAUAAUGCUAAUGGCCCAAAGCUCGAGUGUCAAUGACCAGACAAGACCAUAUCCCAAUGCAUGAUUGCAAAUGUGAAAACAUUCGGCAUCGAAAUUUUCUCUGUGAGAAAGCCAAGUCUAGAUAAAUAUAGAGUUGUAGUGUAUUCGUUGGUAUGAAUGCGUUCAAUAUGUUGCCUUGAGAAAUAGAAAAACAGGACGUACCAUUCCUCACGUUUGUAUGUAUGUUUUUUGAGCGUGUAAAGAUAAAUUGUUGCUUUUAUUUAAUGUUGACUUUUAAAAGAAUUUUUGAAUAAACGAUUAACGAAAAGUAGAAAUUUAGAAAGAAAUCAUUUAGGCAGAGUUGUUGCCUCUUCAAUUGAUUACCGGGCUCAUAAUUUUAACGAAAAGUUUGUAUUUUCCGCGCUCAAGCACUCUCUUGCAAAGACCUUUAUACCGCAGUUCACCUUACGUAACCUACGUCAAAAGCUGUAAGCAGACCAAGUGAUCAGCUGUUCGACAGUGCAGCUUGCAGCAGAUGUAAAUGUCGAAGUCCGGAGAAGUAAUCAAAAUAAAGUCGACAAAAUGACAUAACGAUAAAUCAUGACAGAGUCAGAACGAGGCGCACUACUUUUUGCAAGCUCAAAUUCAAAAUAUAAGAUACUUUUCGAAGAAUGGAGUUCGCAAUUGGCGCGGGUGCCGCGGUAUGCGCGGGCUUUUUCACCAACCCGAUCGACGUAAUCAAGAUCCGCCUACAACUACAGGGCGAACUUGAGGCUCGAGGUUCCUACAAAAGGAUCUACCGCAACACCUUUCACGCUGCCUACAUAAUCGCUCGUCACGAAGGUAUCUUCGCCUUGCAAUCGGGUCUAGUGCCGGCACUUGGCUUUCAAAUGGUACUCAACGGUAUCAGGCUUGGCUGUUACAACCUCGCUAAAAGGUAUGAGUUCACGGUGAAUGAUGCCGGCCAGGUCGACAUUCUGAGAAGCCUGCUUGUGUCCGGAGGCGCUGGUUGUGUGGGCUCCGCUCUAGCCAGUCCUCUUUACUUGGUAAUUCUACUGUAAUGCGACACAAGUGAAAACGCAACUGCAAUCACAGGCAUCGGGCAGUAUAGCGGUCGGUACGCAACAUCAUCAUAGUGGCACGUGGUCAGCUUUACGCUCUCUGUGGCGGGAAGGACGUUUUCGAGGAUUGUACAGAGGUUGGCAUGUUGGUGUGCCCAGGAUCAGCAUCGGUUCGUCGACUCAGUUGACGACUUACAGUGUCGUUGCUGAUUGGCUUAAACCGAUACAGAUAUUCGAUAACAGGCCACUGUGGCUGACUUUUGUAGCAUCGCUAGCCGGUGGUACUUGCGUAGCUGUGACAAUGCAACCGUUUGACGUCGUCGCUACGAGAGUGUACAAUCAAAAAACCGAUGCAUCCGGCAGAGGUGUUCUUUAUGGAGGAUUGUUCGACGCCUUUUUCAAGAUUCUAAAGACCGAGGGCAUCACAGGCUUGUAUAAAGGAGUGUUUCCAACCUGGCUAAGAAUAGCUCCGCACACGGUCCUUUGUCUCGUUUUCUACGAGAAGUUCGACCAGUAUUACGGUGAAAAUUUUAGGUAGAACAAUGAAUUAAUUAAAGAGAUAACAAAUAUGAGACACUUUAUCGUACAAACACCAUACUUUUAAUUAAGCGCGUAGAAUAUACGACACUUUUUCCUUUAAUAAAUAUACAUAUAAAAGUCACAAUAUACUCGCGAUGUUCUUAUUUCUCAAAAUAAUUCAAACAUCAUUGAAGCGAGGCUUUACAAGAUUCUUUUUUAUCACGACAUGCUACGAUUUGUAAAAAUGGCAAAGAACAUGUAAUCCUUUGCGCGCGGAACUUCUUUUUAUACAGUUUAAGGCAUUCAAAUCUUUUAUAACAAAGAUAAUAUACAAAUUACAAAAAAAGAAAGGUACAAUGACACGUCCUUUCAAGUCUGUACGGCUGACGGAAGUAUUACAAGGUAAAUUUGAAUACUUAUAUCAUUAUACUGUUCAUCGAAUAGUUUUUACAUCGUGCACAAAUUCUUGUCAUGGCUUACCAGGAAUUUUAUCUAGGAAUAAAUUGUUCGUUCGUGUUGUUUAAGUGACGUUUAUGCCGGAAGUAAUUUCGUUAGGCCGAGAACGUAAUCCUUGAGUUAUCGAUGCCGCUACUUCAAUUGUUGUUUUACCCCGUGUUUCUGGCAAAUAUUUUCUGAAAUAAAGAUAUUCAUUGUCAACAA
Nasonia vitripennis (jewel wasp) is the source of this 4338-nucleotide messenger RNA. Its product is annotated as brain mitochondrial carrier protein 1-like. The coding region runs from base 63 to 1964 and encodes 633 amino acids. NCBI's taxonomy places the organism in Eukaryota, Metazoa, Arthropoda, Insecta, Hymenoptera, Pteromalidae. The transcript has 14 exons. The record is from RefSeq and is a predicted model, not a curated record.